ACCUUUUUGUUGAUUACAAACGCUUCAAAAAUUAGGCUUCAAAAUGGCGUUGAGAAAAACUUUGGUUGGAAUUUUUGGCCUAAUUUUCACGAUUGUGGCUUUCAUAUGCCUGCUUGUGUCCUUCGCUACCCCGAACUGGAUCGAAUCUUUCACGGAUCGGUCCAGGGAAUUUGUCAAAAUGGGGCUUUGGGAAGCCUGCUUCAAUGACUGGACGUACUAUAAGGAUUAUUUGGGAAAAAGGUAUCAUGGAUGUUGGUGGAUAUUUUCGUUCGAAUAUCGUCCAGUGUGGUCCUACUUGAACCCACCAUGGUUGUUGGCGAUCCAGGUUCUGUUGACUAUUGUCUUCAUGAUGCAGAUGAUCACCAUUUUGUUUGUGGUUUUCUACUUCCUACACGUCUGUCCGGUUGCCAAGGAGAAGAAUUAUGUUUACGCUACAACAGGAAUGAAUUUUGUUUCUGGUCUGGUAAUAGCUAUAUGUACUAUCAUUUUUGGAGUGAAAGCUGAAGUAGAUCGCCAAUGGCUGCCCCAUCCCGAUUCAAACUUCCUGUCCUGGUCGUUCGGAUUCGCCGUCCUUUCGGGAUUCUUCAGUUUAUUCGGAGGAAUGUGCCUACUCGUGGAAUCGCUGCGUCUGUCUGUGGAAUCUCAGAGAAACAGACGGGAAGCUGUGUAUGGGAUGAAACAAUAUGGAGGUCGUUACUAGGACAACCGUUUUGGACAUUUUUUAAAAUUCAUAUCAUUUUAACUCUUUUACCCUCGAUAUGUAGGAUAAGAAGAUUUUAUAUAAAGCAGGACCAGAAAAUAAUAUAAAGCGGGACCAGAAAUAAGAUUUUAUAUAAAGCGGGACCAGAAAAUAUGAUUUUAUAUAAAGCGGGACCAGAAAAUAUGAUUUUAUAUAAACCAGGACCAAAAAGUAAUAUAAAGCGGGACCAGAAAAUAUGAUUUUAUAUAAAACGGGACCAGAAAAUAUGAUUUUAUAUAAACUGGGACCAGAAAAUAAGAUUUUUAUAUAAACCGGGACUAGAAAAUAUGAUUUUAUAUAACUCGGAAAAUACCAUCUCAUAAAUAAUCUUUUUUUCUGGUCUUUUGGACGUCAUCUUCGAUCAAAUUUCAUAAAAAAAAUUCCGCAAGAUUUUUACAUUCCAAAAUUUCUAU
Lottia gigantea (owl limpet) is the source of this 1152-nucleotide messenger RNA. RefSeq lists its product as hypothetical. NCBI's taxonomy places the organism in Eukaryota, Metazoa, Mollusca, Gastropoda, Lottiidae. The record is from RefSeq and is a predicted model, not a curated record. The transcript has 3 exons. Gene Ontology annotation, cellular component: membrane. Bases 44 to 700 code for a protein of 218 amino acids.